This is a messenger RNA of Nicotiana tabacum (common tobacco), 762 nucleotides long. The record is from RefSeq and is a predicted model, not a curated record. Lineage: Eukaryota; Viridiplantae; Streptophyta; Magnoliopsida; Solanales; Solanaceae.
AUGGAACACCAUUCCAAGUUCCUAUGCUCACAAAAGAGAACUAAUUGGUGUGUUCGAAUAAAGGCCUUGCUUGGUGCCUAUGAUGCUUGGGAACCGGUAGAGUUUAGAGUUGAUGAAGCGGAAGAUGCCCCAGCCACAAAUAAGAAAGAUCAAAAGGCACUCACUCUCAUCUAUCAAGGUUUGGACAAAGUGAAAAAGGUUCAUCUCCAGACCUUAAGAGGAGAGUUUGAAUUAUUGUAUAUGAAAGAAAAUGAAUCUGUUUCAGAUUACAUUUCAAGAGUUUUGGCUAUUGUCAAUCAAAUGAAAAGAUAUGGUGAAGAGUUGAAGGAUGAUAGGGUCGUUGCCAAAAUACUACGAUCCCUAGAUUCAAAAUUUGAUUAUAUUUUUGUUGCUAUGGAAGAGUUCAAAGACUUGGACACCAUGACCAUAGAUGAACUUUCGAGUUCUUUGCAAGCCCAUGAAGAAACAUUGAAGAAACCGAAAGACGAAUCGGUUGAAAAGGCGCUGCAAGCAAAACUUUCCUUCAAGGAGAAAGAUGAAAGGCGUGGUUCGCAGCAAAGAGGUCAUGGUAGAGGAGGAAGAGGUGGUAGUCAACCACCAAAUAGAGACAAUAAAAGCCAAGACUAUAGUCAAAGAAGAGGUCGUGGAAAAGGAAAAGGAUGGAGACAAAAUCAAGGAAGGUACAAAAUGGCAGCAAAUAAUAAUGACCCUCUUGGAAAUUUGAUUACAGGGGAGGAGGUAGAUGAUGUCGGAGAUGAUAAG